UAAUAAAUUGGAAAUUAUAGUGAAAGAAUUGGCAGAAGCAGCAGAACUCUCUGGAGAGUCGUCCUUUGAGGUCAUCGUCUUCGCUAUUAUACUUGGAAUUCCCAGGAGCCAUUACUGUCCAUUAUACCUCCACAGCUACGACCGAGCCUGCUCUGAUUUGCUUUAUAUUGAGCUCCAUUUCCCUUGAUCUCAAGCAGCAGUAUUGUUAGGGCAUAAGGGGUUUGCUGAGAUGGAUGGAGAUUUUGAGUUCCCAAAUCUCGGAGGCGAGGAAAUGGGGAUGGGGAUGGGGAUGGGCAUGGGGAUGGGGAUGGGGAUGGGAAUGGGAAUGGGGAUGGGGAUGGGGAUGGGGAUGGGGAUGAAUGAUUAUAUGGGAGCUGAGAAUGACAUGGACCUUCCCGUAGAAGACCCUAUUCUGGCAGUUGGUGAAGAGGGAGAAAUCGGGAAGAAUGGAUUGAAGAAAAAGCUGCUCAAGGAGGGCGAAGGCUGGGAGUCUCCCAAUCCCGGCGAUGAAGUUGAAGUUCAUUAUGUGGGCACUUUGCUUGACGGGACUCAAUUUGAUUCUAGUCGUGACCGUGACACUCCUUUCAGGUUCAAGCUGGGCCAAGGGCAUGUGAUCAAAGGAUGGGACGAAGGUAUCGUGACUAUGAAGAAGGGUGAAAAGUCACUCUUCACUGUUCCACCUGACCUUGCGUAUGGAGAGUCUGGAUCUCCUCCAGCAAUACCUCCCAAUUCAACACUUCAAUUUGAAGUUGAGUUGCUGUCUUGGUCAAGUGUGAAGGAUAUAUGCAAGGAUGGAGGUAUAUAUAAGAAAGUGCUUGUCGAAGGAAAUGGCUGGUCGAAUCCUAAAGAUAAUGACGAAGUAUUUGUCAAGUAUGAAGCUCAGAUUGAAGAUGGAACAGUUGUUUCGAAAACAGAUGGAGUAGAGUUCACGGUGAGAGAUGGUUAUUUCUGCCCGGCUAUCUCCAAAGCUGUGAAAACAAUGAAAAAGGGGGAGAAGUCACUGUUAACAGUCAAGCCAGAAUAUGGAUUUGGUGAAAAUGGGAGACCAUCCAAUGGUGAUGAACUUGAUGUGCCGCCCAAUGCUACCCUUCAGAUUACGUUAGAGCUGGUCUCUUGGAAAACAGUUUCUGAUAUCAGUGGAGAUAGAAAAAUUAUAAAAAAGAUCCUAAAUGAAGGCGAUGGUUAUGAUCGUCCAAGUGAUGCUGUGACUGUGCAAGUGAAAUUGAUUGGCAGGCUUCAAGAUGGAACCAUUUUUGUCAAGAAAGGACAUGAUGAAGUACCGCCUUUCGAGUUCAAGGUUGAUGAAGAUCAAGUUAUGGAGGGACUUGAUAGAGCUAUAAAGACAAUGAAGAAAGGGGAAUUAUCACUUAUUGAAAUUCAUCCCGAGUAUGCAUUCGGGCAAUCUGAAUCUCCACAUGAGCUGGCUGUUGUUCCUGGAAACUCUAUUGUAUACUAUGAAGUUGAGAUGGUGUCCUUUGAGAAGGAAAAAGAAUCUUGGGAUAUGAAUACAGAGGAGAAGAUUGCUGCUGCAGGGGUGAAGAAAGAAGAAGGCAAUAAAUGGUUCAGAGCCGGGAAGUAUCAGAGAGCUUCCAAGAGAUACGAAAAGGCUGUAGGAUUUAUUGAUUACGAUCACUCCUUCAACGAGGAAGAGAAGGAAAGGGCCAAAUUACUGAAAGUGUCAUGCUACCUCAACAAUGCUGCUUGCAAGUUAAAACUGAAGCAGAACAAAGAGGCCCAGAAACUAUGCACUCAAGUGCUAGAAAUUGACGAUAAAAAUAUUAAAGCUCUUUACAGAAGAGCACAGGCAUAUAUGAAUUUGAUUGAGUUUGAAUUGGCUGAAAAUGAUAUAAAGAAAGCGCUCGAGAUAGACCCAGGCAACAGGGAUGUUAAAUUAGAAUAUAAAACCCUGAAGGAGAGAAGGAAAGCAUACAACAGAAAAGAAGCACAGUUCUAUGGGAACAUGAUCUCGAAAAUGAGCAAAUUGGAGCAACCUGAGCCUGCAAAUGUAGCUGAAAAGCAAGGGGUGUUCUUGACGGCGAUGAAUAGAGUGAAAAGAUUGAUAGUUGAGGCGGGGGCUUGGAACGAUGGAAUUGUAUGGUUAAUAUCAUCCCUGCUGAUAGUAGCGUUCGCCGUUGCGAUUUCGUGUGUUUACGUGAAGAACUAACUCAGGUAAGGUAUGUGAUGAUUUGCAGCACAACACGUUUGUUUGAGAUAGUGAAGUUUGUUGUUGUAAUUGUGCAAAAUAAUCUCUGCGGCAGCCUAUUUGAAGAUGUAAAUGUGUUUUUAUCAAAAAAGCAUGCAUAAUAAUAAGAUUCCCUGAUUUUCUUAAAUGUUACUUUGUCAUACAGUGAUGUUUUUAUGAGCCGAUGUAAGAUCCAUAAAGAAUAUAUAGAAAGCAAAUUAGAUAUAAA
This is a messenger RNA of Andrographis paniculata, 2411 nucleotides long. Its product is annotated as peptidyl-prolyl cis-trans isomerase FKBP62-like. The coding region runs from base 230 to 2164 and encodes 644 amino acids. NCBI's taxonomy places the organism in Eukaryota, Viridiplantae, Streptophyta, Magnoliopsida, Lamiales, Acanthaceae. Gene Ontology annotation, molecular function: peptidyl-prolyl cis-trans isomerase activity; protein binding. The transcript has 13 exons. The record is from RefSeq and is a predicted model, not a curated record.